Molecule: messenger RNA, 1749 nt
Organism: Cryptosporidium ubiquitum
Lineage: Eukaryota; Apicomplexa; Conoidasida; Eucoccidiorida; Cryptosporidiidae
Exons: 1
Coding region: 1-1749 (582 amino acids)
Biological process (GO): ribosomal large subunit export from nucleus
Cellular component (GO): nucleus; cytoplasm
Molecular function (GO): ribosomal large subunit binding
Source: RefSeq, a predicted model, not a curated record
AUGUUUGACAUUGGUGGUUGUGAAAGGUUGGGUAAUAUGGAGAUCAGUCAAAUGAAUAUAAAUGCAAGUACAAAUAGUCAGGAGGAAGUUGAAGGAAUGUACUUUAAGAUGGAACGUCCUCGGUGUAUGAACUGUUGUGUUUGUGGAAUAAUGACAGAGAUAAAUCCAUCUAGGAUGUGUAUAAACUGCAUUCGAUCAGAAGUUGAUAUAACUGAAGGUAUUUCAAGACAGGCAAUAAUAUCAUUUUGUAGACAAUGCGAAAGAUUUCAGAAGCCUCCAUGGGUAUCCUGCCAGCUUGAGAGCAGGGAGUUAUUGGCUUUAUGUUUAAAGAAGAUCAAAGGUCUAAACACUGUCCGGUUAGUCGACGCAUCAUUUAUUUGGACAGAACCACAUAGUAGAAGAUUAAAGGUGAAGUGUACAAUUCAAAAGGAGGUUAUGAAUGGGGCAAUUAUCCAGCAAAAUAUAGUGGUUGAGUUUUUUAUGCAAGCUCAACAAUGUGAUGACUGUAGAAAGAGUUUUACUCCUCAUACGUGGAAUACUGUGGUACAGGUACGUCAGAGAGUAGAACAUAAAAGGACCUUUUUGUAUCUGGAACAGUUAAUAUUAAAGCACGGAGCUCAUGAGAAAGUUUCUAAUAUAGUUGAAAAGUCUGAUGGACUUGACUUUCAGUUCCAACAAAAAAGCCAUGCUCAGAAGCUUGUGGAUUUUAUUACUCACUACUUUGCAUCAAAAGUUAAAAGCAGUAGACAACUUAUUUCCCAAGACCUGAGUUGUAAUACACAUAAUAACAAGUUCACUUUCUCUGUUGAACUAUGCCCUAUUUGCAAAGAUGAUGUAGUUUUUAUUCCAAAGAACCUCUGUACAUCUCUUUUAGGAGGUAUUUCUUCAUUAAUGCUAUGUAAGAAAGUUACCAAUAGAAUUUCUCUUAUAGAUCCUUUUACUGGUAGAGAGGCGGAUAUUACUAAAGAGAAAUACUGGCAAUACUCAGGUUCUAAUAGCAGUUCAUUUAUUCCUUUGCUUUCACGUUCAAGUUUAGUUGACUUUUAUGUUAUUAAUGUUGAUAGGAUCAGAGGUCGACAUUCAGUUGGAACUGACCAGAGUCAAGGAAUAAGCAGCAAAAUUUGUAUUGCAGAAGUUGAGAUCUGUAGAGAGUCUGAUUUAGGAAUUCCAGACUCAAGCGUUAUAGUAACCACUCACUUAGGAGCGUACUUGAAUCCAGGAGAUUGGGUUUCUGGAUAUGAUUUUAGGACUUUGAAUAACUUUGGUGUUGUUGAAGAUAUUUCAGAGUUCAUUCAAUGGAGAGAACGCAAUCAUGAUGUUAUUUUGGUCAAAAAGGUUUUUCGAAAGAAUCAUAAUAAUCAGGAUUCUUCAUCCAUUCAAAGGCCUUGGGUCCUUCAAAGACUUCCAAAAGAGCUUGCUUUUGAUUCUACAAACUCUAAAAGUAACUUUAAUCAGGAUCUUGAGCAAUUCAAGGCUGAACUUGAGGAAGAUUCCGAAAUGAGACGUGAUGUUAACCUAUAUUGGGAUCCUAGAAUACAAGAAUCAUCAAGGGAAGUUUACCAAAAGGCAAGAAAACCAAGACACCUUGUUAAAAAGGAUAAAGUUUCAAAGAACCACUCAUCAAGUCACUUUGAAUCUGAUGAUAUGGUCAUGGAUGAUGGUUAUCAACAAGAUCAUGAUGAAGAAUUCUCUCAACAAGUUGACAUUUCUGAGCUUCUUGAUGGGCUUUCUAUCAAUGAUUUGCAGUAG